Molecule: messenger RNA, 332 nt
Organism: Cariama cristata (Red-legged seriema)
Lineage: Eukaryota; Metazoa; Chordata; Aves; Cariamiformes; Cariamidae
Gene: CCDC59
Product: coiled-coil domain containing 59
Exons: 2
Source: RefSeq, a predicted model, not a curated record
GACGAGGAUUUGCAUUUCGGAGAAAACAAAAGAUUGAAAGACAAUACAGGAAAUUAUUGAAAAAGGAAAGGAAGGUCCAUUCACAACAGGAUGAUCAGUUUACCGAUACUUAUCCAGAGCACUUGAAACAUCUUUACCUAGCCGAGGAAGAAAUGCUGAAAAAACGACGCAAGGCUCCAAGGGCUCCAGAUGAUUCAGUUUCACCAGAAGAAAAUCUUAAUAAAGCAGUAGAGUCAGUUAUGAAUGAAGGGAAGUUUAAGAAGAAAACAUCCAAUCAGAAGGCAAAAGAAGAGUAUGAGAAAAUAAAGGCUGAGCGUGCUAGAAAGAAAGAG